This is a messenger RNA of Oppia nitens, 897 nucleotides long. RefSeq lists its product as uncharacterized. Gene Ontology annotation, biological process: ribosome disassembly; mitochondrial translational initiation. Gene Ontology annotation, cellular component: mitochondrion. The transcript is spliced from 2 exons. The record is from RefSeq and is a predicted model, not a curated record. NCBI's taxonomy places the organism in Eukaryota, Metazoa, Arthropoda, Arachnida, Sarcoptiformes, Oppiidae. Gene Ontology annotation, molecular function: translation initiation factor activity; ribosome binding. The coding region runs from base 48 to 893 and encodes 281 amino acids.
AAAAAGUUUGUAAACAAGUAUUGAAAUGAAUUGAACGUAUGAUUUGAAUGAUUGAUAUCUUUUUAGAUGAAAGUGACCACAAAAUGAUGACAAUAUUGGCUUUAAAGUCAUCGUUAAGACAUUUUUAUCCGCUUAUAAUCAAACAAACGCCAAGACUUUGUGUCUUAAGAUGUUUCUCAUCAAAAGUUUUACACAACAAACCAAUUAUCAACAUUAGAGACGUCGAAGACAAAGAUGAAAAAGAUUUGUCGAAAGUUAAAGUGACUCUUAAAGAUGAAAACGGUUUGAUUUUGGGCGUAAAAUCAAUGUUUGAAUCCUUACAUUUGGCCAAAAAGUUGAGCUUAAAUUUAAUUGAAGAAAAAGAUCCAAACGCUCACCACAAGUAUCAAGUAAUGAAAAUGGUGUCCAAUAAAUAUUUGGCACAAAUGGACAGCAUAUCUAUUGAUAUCGAUGACAUCGGUGACCAUAAAAGUGGUGACAGUUAUAGCAAAAGCAGUACCAAAGUUGAGGUCAAACGGCUGUUAUUUUCGGCUAAACUUAAUGAUAACGAUUUGAUGACCAAAAUCAAGGCAUGUAAGCGAUGGUUAGCGAAGGGACACUUUGUGUCCAUCAUUGUCACCAACUCUGGCAAUAAUCAGAAAAAUUUGGAAAUGAUUUAUAAUAAAUUUGAAGAAGAAUUGAAAGCAUUUGCAAAAUUUAAUCAAAAGAAAAUUAAAAACAACAAUAAUCUGAAGUUUAUGAUUGUGACAACUGAUCAAACAAAAGAUCUUUUGAAAGAACAUAUCGAUGAUCAUCACAUCAGCGAUAGUCAGAUUGAUGUCCAAAAUAUGGAUCCAAACAGACUGUUGAGCGAUGAGUUUGAAAAACAAUUGAAUGAAUCCGAAAAAAAAUAAUUUA